UUUUGCAUGCGCAUGUAACUGUCCACGUGUGUGUGUGUUUUUGUACCUGUAUGUGUGUAUGUGGCUGGUUGUGCAGAGGAUCGACGAGCUGGAGGCCACGCUGUAUAGCGCUCUGCAGCAGGAGCAGCCGGCAUGCCGGGCGGUGGCAGAGUCGCUGACAGACAGGCAGAGGGACGAGCUGAGGCUAGCCGUGGACAAGCUGCGGCGGCAGAUUCUCAGGCAGAGCCGGCAGUUUGACAGUCAGAUCUUACAGGAGCGCAUGGAGCUCCUACAGCAGGCCCAGCAGAGGAUUAGAGACCUGGAGGACAGGCUUGAAUUGCAAAAGCGACAAAUAAAGGACAUAGAGGAAAAGGUGUGA
Trematomus bernacchii (emerald rockcod) is the source of this 358-nucleotide messenger RNA. RefSeq names its product janus kinase and microtubule-interacting protein 2-like. The coding region runs from base 59 to 358 and encodes 99 amino acids. The record is from RefSeq and is a predicted model, not a curated record. The transcript is spliced from 3 exons. Lineage: Eukaryota; Metazoa; Chordata; Actinopteri; Perciformes; Nototheniidae. Gene Ontology annotation, molecular function: microtubule binding; GABA receptor binding; kinase binding.